AGUGGAGGUGAUUUAGAUGGUGAUACAUUUUUUGUCUGUUUUGAUAAACGGAUACUUAUUACCGAGAACGAGGAACCUAUGGAAUUUGAUUCCCAAGGAAGAAGAGAAUUGAACAGGGAUGUUGAAAUUAGUGAUAUUUGUGAGUUCUAUAAAGAUUACAUGCUGAAUAAUAGACUCGGUCAAAUAGCCAAUCUCCAUUCAGCAUUUGCCGAUUUUACUUCGGAAGGCGUUAAAUCUAAUGAAUGCAUUAAGUUAUCAAAAAUGCAUUCUAAUGCUGUUGACUUUAAUAAAUCUGGGUAUCCAGUACUAGAUAUAUUACCAACUUUGAAGGAAUUUCCGGACUUUAUGGAAAACAGAUUUAAAGAUUCUUAUAGGUCAGAAAAAGUUAAAAAUUC
Funneliformis mosseae is the source of this 395-nucleotide messenger RNA. The record is from the annotation of a GenBank genome assembly. NCBI's taxonomy places the organism in Eukaryota, Fungi, Glomeromycota, Glomeromycetes, Glomerales, Glomeraceae.